AUGGACAGCAAGCUUCUGGGCCUCGACAUCUUCACUGGCGGCAAAGCAAGAGGCAAGGAGCCCAAGGACUACCAUGGUAUGUUUAACCACGAUUGCUCUGUCGAUUGGUUUGGCAAAUUGCUCUCGGAGAUGGACCAGCUCCAAGUGACCAACGCACUGAUUGUCAUGGAUAAUGCAAAAUAUCACAAAGGUCGCCCUGCAGACAUUCCUUCAAGCAGAAUGCGAAAGAAGCGUUUGCAGGACGAAUGUGUGCGAUUUGGCAUCGAAUUCGACGAGUCUGACUACAAGAGCAUCCUGUGGGAGGAGCUGUCGCAGUAUAUUCACAAGCACAUUGAUCCGGUCGUUGUUGACAUGGCAAAGAAGCGUGGCCAUACUGUUGUGUUUACUCCGCCGCACCACUCUGAUUCGCAGCCCAUUGAGUUGGUUUGGGCCAUUGUCGAAGGUGAAGUUGGCCGUCGUUAUGACAAUGAAACCAAGUUCGCCGACGUCAAGAAGAGGAUUGACGCGGCAUUUGCUGCUUUGACACCAGAUGCUCUGAAGGGAUGCGUCAAAGUUGUCCAAGAAAAGUUGAAGUUGCUGCAUGAGCAUCUUGUGCAAGUGGAUGCAAUGAAUGUGGACGAAGAGUCAUCUGCUGAGAGCGACACCGACGGUGACACGGAAGAUACAUGUGAUAGUUUAAAUAGAUAG
Molecule: messenger RNA, 687 nt
Organism: Aphanomyces invadans
Lineage: Eukaryota; Oomycota; Saprolegniomycetes; Saprolegniales; Verrucalvaceae
Exons: 1
Coding region: 1-687 (228 amino acids)
Molecular function (GO): nucleic acid binding
Source: RefSeq, a predicted model, not a curated record